Molecule: messenger RNA, 7969 nt
Organism: Homo sapiens (human)
Lineage: Eukaryota; Metazoa; Chordata; Mammalia; Primates; Hominidae
Gene: OTULIN
Product: OTU deubiquitinase with linear linkage specificity
Exons: 7
Coding region: 109-1167 (352 amino acids)
Biological process (GO): protein linear deubiquitination; regulation of tumor necrosis factor-mediated signaling pathway; negative regulation of inflammatory response
Cellular component (GO): cytoplasm; LUBAC complex
Molecular function (GO): cysteine-type deubiquitinase activity; cysteine-type peptidase activity
Source: RefSeq, marked reviewed
GGAAACCGCCCCGGCGGCUGAGAGGCUGCGGCCACUGCCUGGCACCCCGACGGGAGGGGCUCCGGAUCGUUCGGAGCCGGCUGAACCCCUUCGGCCGCGAGCGACCGCAUGAGUCGGGGGACUAUGCCCCAGCCCGAAGCGUGGCCAGGCGCGAGCUGCGCCGAGACGCCGGCGCGGGAGGCGGCGGCCACGGCGCGGGACGGCGGGAAGGCGGCGGCCAGCGGGCAGCCGCGGCCCGAGAUGCAGUGCCCGGCCGAGCAUGAGGAGGACAUGUACCGUGCUGCAGAUGAAAUAGAAAAGGAGAAAGAAUUGCUUAUACAUGAAAGAGGGGCAUCAGAACCGAGAUUAAGCGUAGCUCCUGAAAUGGAUAUCAUGGACUACUGCAAAAAAGAAUGGAGAGGAAAUACACAGAAAGCAACGUGUAUGAAAAUGGGCUAUGAAGAGGUUUCUCAGAAGUUCACCUCCAUACGGCGAGUCCGUGGUGAUAAUUACUGUGCACUGAGGGCCACGCUGUUCCAGGCCAUGAGCCAGGCUGUGGGGCUGCCGCCCUGGCUGCAGGACCCGGAGCUCAUGCUGUUACCAGAAAAACUCAUAAGCAAAUACAACUGGAUCAAGCAAUGGAAACUUGGACUGAAAUUUGAUGGGAAGAAUGAGGACCUGGUUGAUAAAAUUAAAGAGUCCCUUACUCUGCUGAGGAAGAAGUGGGCAGGCUUGGCUGAAAUGAGAACUGCUGAAGCAAGACAGAUAGCUUGUGAUGAACUAUUCACAAAUGAGGCGGAGGAAUAUAGCCUCUAUGAAGCUGUAAAAUUUCUAAUGCUAAACAGAGCCAUUGAACUAUAUAAUGAUAAAGAGAAAGGAAAGGAAGUACCAUUUUUCUCUGUGCUUCUGUUUGCUCGGGACACAUCAAAUGACCCAGGACAGCUUCUGAGGAACCACCUCAACCAGGUGGGACACACUGGUGGUCUUGAACAGGUUGAAAUGUUCCUUCUUGCCUAUGCUGUGCGCCACACCAUCCAGGUGUACCGGCUCUCCAAGUACAACACGGAAGAAUUCAUCACAGUCUACCCCACCGACCCACCCAAGGACUGGCCAGUGGUAACGCUCAUUGCUGAGGACGAUCGGCACUAUAACAUCCCCGUCAGAGUGUGUGAGGAGACCAGUCUAUGAGAGACGCAUGCUCCUGACAGCCUGGCGACGUGGCGAAGAUGCACAGGUGGCUCCUGGGCUUGGGCUGCAGGUUUGGGGGUCUCUAAGAACAAUCUCUGAGAAGAACCCUUGGGCCCCUGGGAGCCAAGUUGGACAGGAUGUCCUGAAGACUAGCUUUUGAUAAGAGAAAUUAACCAAGUCUUUCCCCUCAUCUAUGAUGCAAUAUAUUUCAGUGGGGGCCUUCAGAGCACACCUGUUGGACGGUGCAAACCAUAUCUUCUCCAGAAGGCAAAUACUUUUGUAUCAGAGGAAACUCAGUUUUGGAGAGGAAUAUGUUCUUUAUGUCUCAAAUCAAAACUCUCUCUAAUGGUAAACUGGCUUCUAAUUUUUUUAAGUACAGUAUUUUUUUUUCCCCUUUAGUAGUAACGGGUUUCUAUAGAUCUUCCUAUACAGUCUGCUUUAACUCAGGACCUUGAGAUUAUGAGACUGACGUGCUGCCCACUGCACUGAGGGGGCUUCUAACAGUCUGCUUUAAGUGGUAUAAUUCUGGGAUAGAUCUGUUACUGGCAUAGUCAUGACAACCUCUGGUAAUCUUACCUUCUCCUUUUUAUGAAGGGAAGAGCAAUGGUUUGGACUUACAUCUUAAUUAAGGCUAUUUUAAGCAGAUUGUUUUGCAACAGAUUAAGAAUUGGGUCCCAAAGUGGGUUAUUUCAAGGCAUUUUUGAAGACUGGAGGAGCGUAGGAGGGAGUGGUGAGGGAACCUAGAACUUCUUGCUCCUUGUGACUAUGACAGAUGUCUGAUGCCCCCAGCGCACUGGAGUCUGGGGCUUGGUGCAGGUGGUGCCCCAUCAGUGUGGACAGACACUACUUGCCUUUGUGGUUUAGUGUUGGAAGCUUUAAUUAUUCUACAGUUCCAUAGAUUCACAAUUUUAUAGCCAAACAGUUUGUAUCCACCUGCUUUCAGAGGAGGAACCAAAGGCCAAAUUACUUUGAGGUAGGGCUUAGCUGGACCUGGGUUUUCCUAUGCUCUUUUCAUGCUGUGUUGGAGGGUGUGUCCACUGCCAGAUCUGUGUAACCCGUCUGGGUCAGGGGAUGAGUGACAGCAAACCAUCUUAAAAUUUUUCAUGAGUACAUUUAAGCGGAAGCAUACGGGAAUAUGAGUGCAAAAGUGUGGCUGAGCCGCGUAUGCCCUUGAUUGGUUUUGGGAAGCCUGAGGGAGGCAGCCUUCCUGGCUAUGAGCCAUCGCCUGCCCAAUCAGGCUAAGGGUGGUGACUGGGGUGGUGAAGGGGCAGCUCUGCUGAGCAUGGUCUGCCUUAUGGCCUGAAUUGUCCUCAAGGGGUGUGGACUGCAGAUGGUGUUCACAUGAACCGGAGACAUCACUCUUUAGGAUUCUACUGGCAGCCCCUGAAUUGGCUCAACGUUUGUGGAGGUGGUAUUUCCCUGAAGUACUGAGCUUUGUUUUAUAAUAAUUAAAAUCCUUAUUUGGUCCAAUUUAAUAUAGUUUAGAAGCUAUUUUUUUUGAGGCAAACCGUUUUUGAAAAUGUAAAUUUUGUUUUUAAUUAAAAAUAAAGUCUUAGUUAAGAAAACUCAGGAUGCACAAAACUAUUCAGACUGUUACUUUAGCUUUCUCCCAUUACCUCAUCAGUAAUAUUCACCACAUUUUGCUAAAUAUUUAUUGAUUAGAGUGUUGAAAUCAAAUUCUGCUCUAAAUGUGUGUGAAUAUGUUGGAGAGGCUUUGUGUUCUUCACUGUGAAAUGCAAUUGUGCCUUGAAUAAGAAGGUACCUAGAAGCCAAAUUAAAGUAAUAAUGACUUCUUAUUGGCUUUGAUUUUUCAUUGCAGUAUAUGGGAUUGUACAGCAGGAAAUGCUUAUCAUUAAUUUCUGAUGUUUUUUAAAGCACAACUCGAAACAUUUCGAUCAUACAUACAUAGCAGUAGAGAUCUGUGCCCUUCAGGUACAUUGAAUCUGACCAUCAGUUUAUAUAUGUCAUUGAAUUUUAAGAAUACUCAUGUUAAUAAUAGUCAUCUAUCCUUGCAUUUUGAAACUGUUCUAAUCUUAGUGAACUUGAAUUGGAUUUCUGGGUAAAAGAAUGUGUUUCUUUUAUGUUGCUUAUGUCCGAAGGCCUUGUCAGAAUCUGUCAGACUCUUGUUUAGGUUUAGUGUGAUCAUGGCGUCAGAGAAGCAAAGCUUUCAAAUAAAUAGUACUUCAGGAAAUAGAAAUGAUUGACCAACUUUAAAAAUAAUUUUUUUUUAAUUGCAAUAUGCAGCUUCAGUUGCCCAGAAUCUUAGUUCCGUUUCUCAUUCUUGGUCUUGAGCUGGUCAGGUGACAUCAGCAGAUUAGAAGUUGAAUGGAGAUUAAGUGGAUUCAGGAGGAUGUUCCACUUAGAGCAGUCUUCAAAAUGAUAAGGUGUUCUAGAAGAAAGGAAUGUAGUAGGAACUAUACUAUGCCUAACUUUCUAUCCCAGAGUGUCUUGCAAGAGUUUAGGAGUUUUGGACCCUGUGUAUUGGCAGAAAAGUUAUCUCCAUCUUAAGCAGGCAUGACUUUUAUACCUGUGAGCUCAUUUAAGGUGCAUUUAAACCUAAAAUAAUUUCCCUGUAUUAUGCUUCAUGGGAUUAACACUGCUUUUCCAGAACAUUUUCAGAUUCCCCUCCUUACAUCCUGAGCUCCUUCUGUAUAUACAUCUGUUGAUUUUAUCCAUCCACAAGGAACAAUGAUAGUCACAUUAGAGAACAAGAAACCAGUAAUACAUGGUCUCUAACUGAUGAUUCGGGCCUGGAUUUGAUUGAAAGUGUUUGCAGUUCCUCUUCCGUAGAAUACAGAGUGGAUGAAAAUGUUUUCAAUGCACAGAACAGGAUGAAUCCUUUUUUCUUUAUUUAGCGAUUUACACUUUUGUUACUCUAUUAUAUAUUCAGUUAGUGUCUGAUAAGAUUUUCUUUGCUUAAGGAGAACGGACAUUGCCUUGGUAUGUUUUUUUUUUUUUUUCCCUCCACUUUUGGAGCUUAUCAGGUAAAAAUCUCAAGCCACAUGAAUUGUUAACACCUCUGUUGGGAAAAGCCUUUGUGAGUUUUUAUGUACUUGGUCUUUGUUUUUGUUAUUCAUCCUGUGUCCUCCCUCUUCCCGAUGUGCUGUUUUACCUAGGAGUUAGUCUGCUUUCUGAGGAUCUUUUAGAGAGAGGCUGUGAAGUGCUGAAUCACCUUUAAUGAUACAGCACUUCUGCCAUCUCAGCAUCUACAUAGGACUUACAUAGACUUCCUGAAUGUGUCUUCUUCAGAUACUAAAGUACAGUUGGAUCAUUUUCUUAUCUCCUUUUCUUAAGCAGUACUUUGCAGGUACUCCCCUUUGAAAGCCAGAAGCAUAAACCAUUGGGGAAUCUUAACUUGUAGACAUGCAGUAAAAGAAAUGCAUUUAUGUAAGAUCUGUGAGUACUUAAAAAGAAAGCCCUCAGUGUGUGUGAAGUGAAUGUGAAAUGUGUGUGAAAUACAUAGAAUUCCCAAAUAGUUUAGCAAAGGCAGGGCGCAAUAUCAAGUAAUUUAAAAAUGGUCCAAGGAACUGUAAGAAGGAGGAACUAAUUCUAGAAUAAAUGUUAAAAUGCCAUUCAAGAACAAAACCACAGAUGCCAUACAGACCUCCUGUGCUUAAGUUAUAGAAGAAUAAAAAUCUGAAUGAAUGGAAGGCCUUACGUGUAUACAGUUUACAAAUUCCUAUUUCUAAAAUUUAAGUCCCUUAUUUAACAGAAGUAUGUAUUUUAAUGCUUAACUGUCUCGGGAAACCUCAUUUGUGACAUCAUCUAAGGGGAUGGGAAGACUAGGGAGCCAGUGCCACGUUGAACAGAACAGUGGUUUAGUGAAUGUGUGAGGAAAGACAUGGGCAACUGAUUAUUAAUGUUUUUGUAAUUCAGUUUAUAACUUGGAACCAAUGAAAAGCAACAAAACUAAACUGGUUUGACAGCCUGCCACUUCUGGCAUUUCCUGUAAGUCACUAGCAGUAGGUGUGAGGUGGGCUUGCCCAUGACCAGGAGGGGUGUGUGUGUGUGUGUGCAUGUGUGUAUAUGCGUGUUGGUCUGCAGUCACAGCAUACCUUUAUGUGCAUGUGUCCUCGCAGCUUGGGACUCAGCAGUAUUCUGGGAGGGUGGAGGUGAACUGUCCCAUGUAUUGUAUUAUAUAUUUUUUGAGAUGGGGUCUUGCUCUGUUGCCCAGGCUGGAGUGCAGUGGUGCGAUCUCAGCUCACUGCAACUUUUGCCUCCUGGUUCAAGCAGUUCUCCUGCCUCAGCCUGCCAAAUAGCUGGGAUUACAGGUGUGUACCACCACUCCCAGCUAAUUUUUGUAUUUUUAGUAGAGAUGGGGUUUUACCAUGUUGGCCAGGCUGGUCUCGAGCUCCUGGCCUCAGGUGAUCCACCUGCUUUGGCCUCCCAAAGUGCUGAGAUUACAGGCGUGAACUACCGCGCCUGGCCCCAUGUAUUGUAUUUUUUUCAGGUUAUAUUGAAAUCUACUACCAGGAAUGUCGGAAUGGGUUUUGGUAUGUAUAAUGGAAAUAGAUAGAGUGGUUAAGUCUAGAAACACAUACAUUAAUUGUAUUGAAAUGUUAUAUCAAUACAUCAUUUAUGAUGUGUGUGUGGUCCCAGACCUCAUGGCCACCAGUUUGUUUAAGCAUUGUGAAUGCUUUUUAAUAGCAUUCAUUAGCAUUAAUGGAGGAGGACACUGUGUUUUCUCAAUUAAUCUCAUUGAUUUGUUUGGUAUAAGUUUGGGUCAGAAAUGAAACUGCCAAAACAUCGAUCAGUACAAGGAAGGGACACAGGGCUUAAAAUGUCCACAGUCUUGGCAGUGGACUUGGCAGUUCUCCCAGUAAGCAGAAGUACUUGAGCUUAAUUCUGAACUUCAAAGUAAUAUUUUAUACUUAAUUUUAGGAGUUUUCAUUUACAUAUUGAAAAAUGCCUUGACUGUAUUCACAUAAAUGGUGCUAAAACAUUGUACCCCUUAUAAGAACUGCAGCAAUCCACAGUAAUGUUGGUUACUUCUGAGUAUUUGAUAAAGGAACAAAGUCAAAAUGAAUGUAUUUAAUAAGCUUCUUUCUCAUUUCCAUUGUUUUUAUAAAAAUAUUUUGGUAUUGUUGCCUGCAUUUUAGCCACUUCUAACUUUUUGUAUUAUGAAUUUGGAGAGGAUAACAAGCCAACUUUAGACCCUCUGCCAGUGGCGAUGGUGUUUUUCUUCCAUGGGUAAGCCAUUGUGAAUGGAGGCUGGUGGAGCAGCACACUGUGUGAACCUGGCAGCGCUCAUCUUGGCUUGUUUAGCAGUGCCUCUGUUUACACCAUAAGAUGUUCCGCAUGUGUCCAAAAUUUCGCCUGCUCUGAAAAACAUGCCCCCGAGGCUCUGUGCAGUUUGGGGCCUUGGUUCCCACCUGCAGAUGCGGUCAGUUGCCUGGCUCCUGGGGCCAGAGUUUCCUCUGUUACUUGUUGAGUCUCUUGUCUUCACUGUCAGAAGCUGAACUGACUUGGGGGCUUUGCUGUUGAUCCACUUUAGCAAACCCUGCUGCAGAGGACUGUAAAAACAAAUAACUAAAAAUAAACUUAGAAAAUACAACUCAGAAGCCUGGCUCUGUUGCUGUGGUCAAAUGCUUGCCUUUGAGGACUUUGGCAGAUUGUGCUAUUACAUUGGGCUCUAACUUUCUGGCACCCGCAAGGCAGACCUAUGAUGUCCACAUGGCUGACUCUUGACCCCUGGCCAUUGUGAGCAGAGGAAUCAAGGGUUUAGGGAGGCAGUAUUGGGCAGUGUGGAAGAGUUAGAUGAGAUGAAGCAGUUAGCACAGUGCUUAACCCAUACUAAGUGCCCCCAACCCUGCCAGCCAAAUUAGGUGCAUAGUUUUCAGCUUGGGUCUGGAUUCAACAGCAUUCCCGCUGCCCACUAAAAGGGUGGGCUUGGACAGUUCCUGAACCUCCCUAAAUCUGUUUCUUCAUCUUUACCACACACAGUCUGUCUCAGUGGUGGUGUGGAUUAAGUGAGGUGCUAGCACUUAUUAGGGGAAGAUCCUCCAGACCUGCAAAGCAGGGCUGCAGCCCCAAUUCUGACCCAGCCCUGCUGUGUGUUUGCCGCAAAGAGGUUUGGUGUGUGCGAGACAUUUCUUUAUGAACCAUUUACACUGCUGGAAAUGUACCCACUAAUGUGAUGGCAAGAACUUCAACAAAUUGCUUAUGAAUCAGGCUCUCAAUGGAAGAAGUUAAUCCUCUGAAGAGGGGGAAGACUGGACUUUCAGAAGUAUGUUGGGGAUAGAGAAUGAAGUUUGAGUCAGCAGAGCUCUGCCUUCCUGUUUGUCAAAGAACUAGAGUCUGGGAGUCUUGCAAGAUGGAGCUGGGCUUCUGAAGAACCCAGUGGGUAGGUACUGGGCAUCCAUUAGACGGCAGUGCUAAGUCGGUCAUGUGCAGCAGAAAGACCUCCCCACUGUGAACAACAAACCACUUUCCUCCUCCAGUGGCCCAUUCAUUUGGAUUGAUACACUUUUUCAGUGUCAGAAAUGCACUUUCUCCCUCUACUUGUCUGAAUUACGAUGCUCUGCUCAACUCUGUGGACAGUGUUUCUUGAAUUUCCUUUUCCACCGCCUUUUCCCACUCAAGAAAGUGGAGAGAAAAACAGGGAUGCAGGCUGUGGGUCUUGUGGAAGCCCUUUACAACCAUUAAAUAAAGAACACCAGCUGCAUUAUGUGUGUUUAGAACGAGAAGUUGUUUGUACAGUAUUUUUCUAUUGACCGCUUCCGUCUUGCCUGAAACCUGGGCAUUCUUUCUGUAGUUUCUCUGAAUUUUCUGUCUCACCUCCUCACCCCUACCCUUGCCUUUU